AUGACGAAACUGAAUAUCGAAUUGCACCUCACGUUUGUGCCUAGUUUUCAGAACCAAGCCGAUGCCCCCUCACGACGCCUUACCCUGCAAGACGCUAAAUUAUGCCCAUCCUUAUGGGUAGUCGUACAAGAAUUGUAUGGCGGCGAGGAUGGAAACUCUGUCGACUUAAUGGCGCGUCCCUCAAACGCUCAAUCCGACUUAUCAGGUGCUCAGUUACCGUUUUUCUCUGAGACUCUUCUGCCUGGAUCCCUGGGAGUAAACGUAUUCGCGCAGUCUCCUGACCUUUAUGAUGCGUCCAUAUUUAAGAACCCUUACGUGUUUCCAUCGAUCUGCCUUAUACCUCACGUUAUCCAGUAUCUGCGAAGCUUGCAACUAUCCUACACCAUCGUGAUUCCCGACGUAUGUUUAAGGCGUUUUUGGUGGCCCUUGUUAGCGUCUACAUGUUCGGUGCGACACCUUUUAGCCGUUGCCGGAACCGUUGGAGCUCUCCUCACGCCCUCCAGAAUUGGGUUUUCAAACCAUUGGCCUAUCCCUUGGGAUCUCUGGGUUUUCCGCAUCGGACAGGAGUAGCUAGUGCACUGGGCGAGCAAAGGACAUUUAACUGUUUUUGGAUAUGCCUCUUCCGUCCGAUUCAUAAUUUCCUGUUAUGUAAACUAUUGAAACGAAUGUUUUGAAUAAAUCAUUCUUGACAAGAAUGUCGGUUGACUGUUAUUUUAUAAUCGCAUUUAUAAUUAUUAUCUCUCCUUUUCUUUUGAUUUUCUUUAUGACCUACCUUUCGCUGUGCGAGCGUUUGUUCCGGUUGUGUCAUGUCCCUCGUGCAGCUACCCUAACGACAAUCUGUUCCUUUUUUGCCAAAUGUGCGGCUACCGGAGGAAAACGAAUUCCCAAAAUGUUCCGACUUCUAAAAUUUCAGUCGACCUUCAAGCCAUAGAUAACCGUUUAGAACAACUUAAAAGUACCUCCCUACAGUCAGCAUACUCAAAACAGAAGUGUUCACUUCGCACAGAGUUCGAAAAAUUCUUGGCAUCUCUUCCGAAUAGUAAAACCAUCCUUUCAGCAAGCCCUACGGAUAUUAAUCGUUUCUUGGCCUGGAAAGACCAGCAUGAUAAAACGGUAGUCCAUAGUGAUGGGUGUUCCGACUCUCACCUCCAAAGUACCGCCAAGUGCAAAUGCCCUAAACGCCUGGCAUUCAAAACAGUCGACUCCUACAUCGGAAAACUACGAGCUAUAUUUAAGGAAACCGGACGCUGCGGUGAAUGGAACUCUAUGUUAGGCUCAGGCAAUCCUGCCGCUUCGCCAGAAGUACAAAAAUAUCAGAAGGCAUCAACAGAGGAACCAUUGCAAGCCCGCAUCGCGCCAAAGCAAGCAGUCCCCCUAUAUUCUUUGCGUGUAACUGAGCUUGGGUGA
Porites lobata is the source of this 1407-nucleotide messenger RNA. The record is from the annotation of a GenBank genome assembly. NCBI's taxonomy places the organism in Eukaryota, Metazoa, Cnidaria, Anthozoa, Scleractinia, Poritidae.